This is a messenger RNA of Paramecium sonneborni, 2411 nucleotides long. The record is from the annotation of a GenBank genome assembly. Lineage: Eukaryota; Ciliophora; Oligohymenophorea; Peniculida; Parameciidae.
AUGGAACCAUAAAUCAAAGAAUUUGUAAGUUCAUUACUAAAUACUUAAAUUACUGAAACUUUGACUCUCUCUGAUAAGCAGAAACAAUUAAACCAUUAAACUGGACUAAUGUAUAUAUUAUUCUUCAAUUUACUUUAGAUGUUUUCUUUAAGGCUAUUGUUUAGAAAUCGGAUUUCAAGUUCAACCAAAUAUCAAUUAAGCUAUUACUCAUUAUUUGCACGGUGUCAAGUACUUUGCAGAUCCAUUAUGUGCCCAUUAAUUGGAGCAAUAUUAUACUAAAAAUAAGAAUAAAGUUUUGGCUACCUUGUAAGUAAUCUCAUAUAGCAUUUAGUUGCAAAGCUCUUUAUUAUUUACUAAUUGAUUUGAUUUAUGAAAUUAAACAUUCACUUAAGAAGGUUGAAUGUGAAAAAUAUAAUGAAGCAAUAUAAGAAUUAGCUCCAACUCCAGAUAUUCCUUUGUAAUAAUUAAGCCCUUUUCUUAAGGCUCUUUUUAUUUUCAGAGAAAAUGAAUCGCAAUAAAAUUAUGAUUCACUUUUAAUUAACUUUGAAUAAAUGAAUACCAAAAUUCAUGCUUAUCCAAUACUGAUUAAAUAAUUUACUUAAUAAACAAAAAAUCCCGAUAAAUGUCCUGAUAUAAUUUUUAAAUAAUGUUAAUUAGUUAAUCCAGAACCCUUUUUAAAUUAGGUAUAAAUUAAAAUUUGAUAUUAAGUUAGUGUUUAUAUAACAUUUUUCUUUACGGCUAGAUUGAUGCUUCACAUUUGAACUCUAUUCGUCAGAUUAUUUUCGAGUUGAGUUUUCUUCAUAGACAUGAACCUUAUGCUUAAGUGAUUGAACAAUUUUAUUCAAGAGGAACUCAAAAUGCAAUACAUAAAAUCCUUAUAUUAUAAAAAAGAGCUAAAUAAUUUAAAGAUCAUUAAUUAAAGGAUGAAGAAAUCAAAUUUAUAGAAUUACAGAACUCGGUGAUUAGUCUUUAUUUAUUAGGGAAACAAUAAAAAGAUAAGUCAAAAAAUUGUUUUUUAUGUAAGGCUAAAGAACUUCUAAAAAAUCCAUGGCCAGAAAGUCCUUAUAUUUAAUUUGUUUAUAUGUUCUAUAAAUCUAAGUUGGAAUUACAUCAUUAGAAUCAUGAUGGUUAUACUAAAUUGAUUGAUUCAAAUCUAUUUGAGGAAUGUUAAUAGUUUUAUGACCGAAACUCCAUUCAUUUCAAAUAGGUUAGAACAUUUUAAUUUUAUUCAAUUCGACGUAGAUUAGAUAAAUAAAAAGAUAAGAUUAUAUUUUAAAAUAAACAGAUUUAAACAAUGUUUGAUUAAAAGAAAGUUUAAUAAUUAGAUCUAUCUAGAGGCAAUUUUCAAACAAUCCAUUAAAGUCAAAUAGAACUAAGAAGAUCAUAUGUAAAUCAAUCACCAGAAAAAAAGUCAUUAGAUGCAAUUAAAUAAACAUAAAGUAUUUAUGUGAACAGUGGUAGUAAAAGGUUAAAUUUUGAUAGAACAAUUCAAGGACCUUAAAUUCUACCAUAAUUAGAAGAAAAAUAAUUACAGAAAUCACGAUUUGUUGAUUUAGAAAAUAAGAUUAGAUAUACCAAAUUAAAUCUGAUAUAAACAGAGGAUAUUUCAGAAAUCUAAUUUAUUAGUAAAAGCAAUAGAGAUGGUUAAUUAAGCAUAGGGAAAUAUUAAGGACAAUUUAUUUAUAUAAAGACAUUGGCUUAUAUGAAUUAUGAUCAGAUAAACUAAUAUUUUAAAUUAAUGAAAAAGUAUUUUAAUUUGGAGCAUAAAAACAUAAGGACCAUAAUUGGGUAUAAUAUAGAGGAUUUUUAAGAAUAAGAUUUAAGUGGAUAAAUACGUAUUUUAACAUAUAGAUAUGAUUAUAAUUUAAGAACCUUCCUUUAAAAGAACAAGAUAUCAACAAAGGAGAAAUGGCAUUUGGCAGUUUAAAUUAUUGAUGCUGUUUAUUAUCUACAUUAACAUGAAGUAAUCUUUUGUAAUUUACAUCCUAAUAAUAUACUUAUUGAUGGUGACACUCAUGUUCCUGUGUUAAUUGAUUUUGAUUUAAUGUUUGAUAAAGAAUACUUAGAUAUAAAAUAUAUGGCUAAAUAAGUAAUUAAAGAAGAAGUACCUGAAUUUACUGAGAAGACUGAUAUUUAUUCAAUAGGAUGUAUUUUACUAUAUAUAUUUUUUGGUUGUGAAUUUCGAUUUCAAUAAUCACAGUAAUUUAUCUGAUUUAAUAAUUAGUCAUUCUACAACUUUAAGUUUGGAAGCCUUCUAGAAUUUGAAUCCUCAUCAAUCAACAAAAGUAGAAUUUCUCAUACCUCCUGGUUAAGAAGCUUUAUAAGAGAAAGCAAGAAUGAUUACAUUGAAAUGUUUAAAUGGAGAGAUUGAAUUAUUAGAUUUGCUUCAACAUUUUUAUGACUAUGUAUGA